Messenger RNA from Salvia splendens (bonfire salvia), 1338 nucleotides. Its product is annotated as ATP-dependent DNA helicase pif1-like. Gene Ontology annotation, biological process: DNA repair; telomere maintenance. Gene Ontology annotation, molecular function: DNA helicase activity. The record is from RefSeq and is a predicted model, not a curated record. The transcript is spliced from 2 exons. NCBI's taxonomy places the organism in Eukaryota, Viridiplantae, Streptophyta, Magnoliopsida, Lamiales, Lamiaceae. The coding region runs from base 1 to 1338 and encodes 445 amino acids.
AUGUCGUCUGUGCAUUCUAAUUAUGGAGGAAUAUUUUUUGUUUAUGGGUAUGGAGGUACUGGGAAAACUUUCAUUUGGAGAGCAUUGUCUGCAGGGAUUCGUUCGAAGGGCGAUAUUGUUUUAAAUGUGGCGUCAGGUGGCAUAGCAUCUUUAUUAUUGCCGGGUGGUAUAACGGCCCAUUCUCGGUUUAAAAUUCUCAUUAUUGUGAAUGAAGAUUCUAUGUGCAAUAUUAAACCAGGUAGUGCACUUGCUGAGUUGAUUGUGAGAGCAAAGCUUAUUAUAUGGGAUGAAGCUCCAAUGAUUCAUAAACAUUGCAUAGAAGCCGUGGAUAGAACUUUAAGAGAUAUUAUGCGUGUAUCUGAUCAAUUAAACAUGAACAAGCCGUUUGGUGGAAAAACGGUUGUUUUCGGUGGUGACUUUAGACAAAUUUUGCAUGUUGUUCCUAAAGGCAGUCGUCAAGAUGUUGUGAAUGCUACUAUUAACUCAUCUUAUCUUUGGAAGAGUUGCACAGUUGUAAGUCUGACAAAAAAUAUGAGGCUUUUGAAUGUGGAAAAUGUUGAUGAAGCCUCCAAAUUGAAGGAAUUUUCCUCUUGGGUUGCUUCUAUUGGCGAUGGUGUUGUUGGUGGUCCAAAUGAUGGGGAAGUGAGUAUUCAACUUCAUGCUGACAUUGUUUUGUCAAAUUCUGGUGAUCCUCUUAGAACCAUUGUUUCAAAUGUCUAUCCUUCUUACAUGAUUCCUGAAGAAUUGAUUAGCUGUUUGCAUGGCCGUGCUAUACUUGCUCCUACAUUAGAGGUAGUUGAUGAGGUUAACCAAUUCAUGAUUUCUUUGGAUCAGCCUCCAGGUCGUGUUUACUUAAGUUCUGAUAGUAUUUCAAAAUCUGAUUUCACAUCAAAUGGUCUCGCUGAGAUACAUUCUGUGGAGUUCUUGAACAGUUUGAAGUGUUCUGGUACUCCUAACCAUGAAUUGUUGUUGAAAGUUGGUGAUUAUGUGUUAGAAGGACGGGUAUUGGGUAGCCAUAAUAUUGGCCAUAAAGUGUUGAUUCCUCGAAUGUCCCUAAUACCGUCUGAUCCGAGAUUGCCUUUCAAGUUCCAAAGAAGACAGUUUCCUUUGACUGUGUCGUAUGCAAUGACCAUUAACAAGAGUCAGGGUCAAUCACUCUCUCAUGUUGGAUUGUUUUUGAGAAAACCUGCUUUCAAUCAUGGACAACUGUAUGUUGCUAUAUCAAGAGUCACAAGUCGUGAAUGUUUGAAGAUUUUGGUGUGUAAAGAUGAACAAGGUGAAGGCUAUGGUGAUUCUACUGUUAACAUUGUUUAUAAAGAAGUUCUUCAAAACUUAUGA